Molecule: messenger RNA, 6567 nt
Organism: Brienomyrus brachyistius
Lineage: Eukaryota; Metazoa; Chordata; Actinopteri; Osteoglossiformes; Mormyridae
Product: phenylethanolamine N-methyltransferase
Exons: 4
Coding region: 5136-6056 (306 amino acids)
Cellular component (GO): cytosol
Molecular function (GO): phenylethanolamine N-methyltransferase activity
Source: RefSeq, a predicted model, not a curated record
UUCGUCGUUGUCCCUCGAUGCCCGGGAAACUCUCCCGGGUGGAAUAAAAACCUGGCCAAAACUUCUCUGGUUAAGGUCGCUACCGUUUCAACAAUCUGCAACACUGUUUUAACUAGAAAAGAUCCGAAAUUCACCUUGAAAACUACAAAAUAAUUCAAACUUCGCAUCUCUGCUGCUUCUUUAGGCUGUUGCCGUUAGUCUCUCUCUCUCCUAUGCACUACAUUACUGCGCAUGCACGAGGAGAAGGGAGGGGCACAACGUUUUUUUUGAUAUGUAAAUGUUUUCACGUGUAAAUUACACUAUUUUAUAAAUCUUUGUUUUAUGUCUUAUCUUAUAGUUAUUUAUUUACUAACUAUUUAUUUAUUUUAUUAUUUACAAUAUUUGUAACCUGGGUUACAGACGCGAUGAACGUCUGUCGGUAAGCUGACGAAAACUUUCAACAGGAUCAAGUUUAUUUAUUAGACACGCCUUGAUAAUAGCAAUAUAAUUAAGUGUCUAAAAUAAUCGUUGGGACAACGUGCAUUUUGACGUUCACUGCAGACGUUGAGUUGACGUAAACCCGAUGUGCAGAUGCACGUCUGGCCAACGUCUGCUAAUGACGUUGGGCCGACGUUAUGUCCGACGUUCUACCAACGUUGGGCCGACGUUAAAUGUUAGCUCGGAAGCUGUCAUGGUUGUGGUAUACUGUACAUUCUGGACGUUGGCUGCACGUCUGGCCAACGUCCUGGACUGACCAUGAGUUAGUCAAUACCCGACGCUGUCAGAACAUGAAGCCAACAGAGUAAAGGGAUUGUUAUGGAAUACUUUAAACUUUUUCUGUGGAGGUAUAGGUUGUACAGUUCAUCUUGAUCUGAAAAGAAAUCUGUAUAAAUUCGAUCUUAGACAUAGAGUAAAGGUCUACGAGACGUCUGCCAGACGUUACGCAGACGAAAAAUUUGGACGACAUCAAGUGUAUUUCAUCGAUUCAGAAAGAAAGGAAAUUAGCCUAUUAAAAGGCAGUUAGUGUAUCUAACAAACAAUAAUAUCCAAAAAUCUUAUUUUCAUUAUGUUGGCCAGACGUUGUGUCGACGUCCGCUUUUGACCAUCGACAUAACGACCAACAGCCGACGUCGGCCCAACGAAGCAGCUGGGUCGUUGGAUAGCAGCAAUUACAACUGAUGGAAAUAUAAAGAAAAAACAUUUCAGAUAUGGGAUAUUUAGGUAAUACUGUUGAUCCGGGCGAAAACUUAAAAUGACAAGCAAAGAAAAUGUACUAUUUUUAAGUCAACGGAAUCAUUAACACUACGGGUCUAUAGCCUAUCAUGUUUCACGAAGCCGGAUUUCUUGCUUAGCCGGAUAACUUGUCAGAUUUAAAGUGCCCCAGUUUAAAUGGAAUUCAUUGAAUUCACUUAUAUUUUCCCCAGACUACCUCAAUUCCAAUAACGUAUCUGGCCUAGUUUGCUGUAAAUGUUGACAAUACGGUUUGCCGUAAAAUUGCAGGAUGAACGAUCGGGCAGUCCUGACGUGCGGGUUAAAAUCGCGUAUGUGGUACGGAUCGGGUAGUGACAACAAUUGGACCUACUGCUUGUCUUGAGGCGUAAAAACAAAUCAUUGAUAACAAUUUUGAAGAUAUUAAUCAUGACAAUCAUUGAGCAAAAUGAAACAAUUUGAAUUACAGUUUGUCAUACUCUGGUAAUUUUACCGGUGAGGCGUUCACCUCUAGUUCUCUCACACUGCCACACAAACGCAGUCACACAGACAGAGCGAAAGUGUGAACUUUCAGCAGGAGCUACUGAGAGCUGGCGAGCCUGCCAAGAAACCCCUGAUUAGGAUUCCAUCAACAUAAAAAUAAGUGGUUAGUGUGAUAUGAGAACUAGCUGCAGUCGGCCACUGAGCUACUGAAGAAGCAUGACGAUCUUUACUGUGGUGUAACCUGAGCACCUUUGCCAGUUCUACUACCAAAAGCAGCUAGCCUUGAAGAGACCCCUAAGCACGUCAUUCUGAUUUUUGCAGCAUUUUACUGCCCCGUAGUGACGACAGUGAAAACUACAGGCAGGUGGUUUCAGGCAAGGAGGCAUCAGGUAUGCAGGCAUCAGGUAAACAAGCAUCAGGCAAGCAGGCAUUUGGCUGUAGGCAUCAGACAAGCAGGCAUUAGGCUGCAGGCAUCAGGUAAGCAGGCACUAGGCAAGCAGGCAUCAGGCAAGCAUGCAUCAGGCUGCAGGCAUCAGGUAAGCAGGCACUAGGCAAGCAGGCAUCAGGCUGCAGGCAUCAGGUAAGCAGGCUGCAGGCAUCAGGUAAGCAGGCAUUCGGUUGCAGGCAUCAGGUAAGCAGGCAUCAGGUAGGCAGGCAUCAGGCAAGCAGGCAUUAGGCAUGCAGGCAUCAGGUAGGCAGGCAAGCAGGCAUUAGGCAUGCAGGCAUUGGGCUGAGGGCAGGCAGGCAUCAGAUAAGCAGGCACCAGGCAAGCAGGCAUUAGGCUGAGGGCAUGAGGAAUUAAAAUGGCUAUAAAGUGUGUUUAAUGUCUUUAGAAUGAAAAAAAAAUCAGUUUGUUCUUACCGUGAAUCAUUCUUUGCCUGUGCCCUGACAUCCACUCCUAGCUGAAAUGCAAAAGUCUUCAGGCUCCUGGCUUAUAAUUGUAAUUAAAACCUAUAAAUAGGGCUCCAGAGGCCCCUGGCAUUAAGUGGAGGUUGAUCUGUCUGGUCCAUGGUAUCACUGUAACCCCCUCGCUGCGCUCUUUCUCCAGCCUUAAUCGAAUCAGCCCCCAGAGAUUUUCCUAACCAGCCUGGCGCCACAUUUGUCACAGAUUUCCCUCCUCUUUGCGAGGCCCAGCCAGACUUGUUCAGGAUCCCACCUACUGUGGAUGGCAUUAGGCUCCUGCCGAGGAAAAUCGUAGCAAACUCUGCGCUCCGUGCACCACCAUGGCUCCCAAUGUAUGACUUGAGAGUUUUGCAUAAUUUACGUAUCAUACACAUCACGUAUGGAUUUCCAUUAUAAUAUGACUGACAAUCCCUGUCUCCAAGCAACCAAAAGUGAAGAACAGAUGGAAACUGCUAAAUAAAUUAAAAAAAAAAACACCUUUUUUUUUUUUUAAACGUGAUUAUUUUCUGGGGACUCCCACAAUAUCGUAUUUACUGUAUAAUGCUGUGCCAAUAGCAAAAUUUGUCCCAAAACUAUAGCAAGCACACACAUUCUGGUGAUUGCAGAAGGUUUUUAUUUAAGAUAAAUCAAAUAGCUUUCCAUGUAAUGGGGACAUUGAAAUUGAAUGUUUGACAUCUGUGUGAACCUGGACCUUGUCAUCCUCUUCCCUUAGUCUUCCAUUCCAAUGUACCCAGAGGUACAGCGACAGGACAGGCAGGGCAGGCAAUGGCCUGGGGCCAGUUACAUAGCACAUUACAAAGACACGUCUGCUACAUUUGUGUAUUCUGCUUUUCACAAAAGUGAAAAUAAAGGUAUUGUGCUUAUUAAAUUUUCUUUGUUGAUAUUGUAAAUUUUACCCUUCACAGUAAAAUAAAAGUAACACAUUUUACCAUGUCGGGUGGGGUGCGUUGUGGGGCCCCAUGAAGUUUUUUGCCCGGAGUUCCCAGAAUGGGCUCUGAACGUAGCGACUGAGACAGGGUCAACAUGUGACCCACAAACACACACAGGUGCUUCAGCACAGAAGUUAACCCAUUUCCCGUACCUCAGUCGACCCGCACAUCCCCUCCGCUCUCUCCUUUUUAUUUUCAUCAGCAUGACCUUUUCAGGAUCAUGCAACUGCAGCCCAAUGCCUGAGGUAGUCUUAAUAUUAGCAGAGGUGGCUGCAAGUCAUAUUUCCUCUCUUUCUUCCGCAAGGCCGGCUUUCAUCCGUUCAUAUCAGCAUGUCUCAGGGGCUAAUCGUUAUGCCAGUCGAUUCUGGCAGGGACUGGAGAAGGAGGCUUGGAGAUAGGGAGGGAUUGAGAAAGUAACAAAAUCACAGGCAAUUUGGACUGAGAUGAGAUAGAGAGGACCUGGGGUGUGUUCGGACCCUGCUGGGUGGCGACUGAUUGAAUUAGAAAUGCACUGGGGGGGUUUAGGUUCUAACAGAGGUGUCAGUAUCUGUCUGACUUUAAAAGACAUAUUGAGACACUGGGGUGGUUCAUGCUACAUGUCAUUAUCAUUGGGAUUAGAGUUUUGGUCCAGAUUUGUAAGACAAUCUACCUGUCUUCAGUUAUUGCUCUGUUGGUUUGCAGCACAUAAUGAACAUUUGGGUGCAGCGUAUGAUGUCAUGAAUCACAUAGUCAUGUGACGAAUUGACAGGCAGUAUAGUGCCAGCACUAUGGCAUCUGUUUAACUAACCUGCACUUUUCACAGCAUGUGGUUCUGUAAAAUCCCAUAGAAACAACUGCAGCACGUGCUGGUAGGUGCCAGCCGGUCCAGUGAGAGUAAGUCCUUUAACCAAGUGUUUCCCAAUCAGGGGAUCCACAGACAGUACACGUUUUUGCUCCCUCCCAGUUCCAGGCAGCAGAAAAGUGGACUGUCUAGCAGGGAGCACAGGAGGUUGAUCCUCCACAUCCACCGUGGGCUAUCCGUUCUUGUUCCUGCUGCCUCUCUGUAAAACCUUACUGGAUUAAUAUCUAAAGAUGAAGUUAAAAAUUUCGAGUAUCCCUAAGCAAAAAAAAACACCUCACAAAACUAGUUCUCAAACCAUAAAUUUGUCCAUAUUAUCAAGUCCCCACUACAUCUGUAUAUUGUCCUUCUAAUGUCUAGGUUUUGGCUGUUCAACCAGCAACAACAGACUGACAGUGGAUUCUUAACCGGACACUAGCAGCUACACACUGCCUACCCUGAGUGCUUCAUGUCCCUGUAGAUGGAUGGAUAGAGGAGUCAGUGCAGGUGGGACCUGGAGGGCAGGUUAGGGGGACACAGGAAGCUGCAGCAGUGGACAUUCAUAUCAAGAAAGGCCUCGUUUAGAUGGCAUCAGAGCUCAAGGGUAGAGAGCUUAGCUGGAGUUAGGUAGUCACACAGCCAGUGAUGGGAUCUCACUUGAUAAAGGGGAGGUAGGCAGAGGAGGUGGGGUGUGAUUAAUCACACACAGUCCCACUAACUGGCCUCAUGCACCUAGAUAUAAACCUUGUCGAGUCAGAGGGGCAUUGGCAUACUCGUAGGGAGACUUUGCAGACGCUCCUGAGUUCCAUGAGCCGAUGCAUUCCAAAGGCAGAGGCCCUGAGCUCUCAAACGCAGACAUGCAGGAUAGGAAGGGUAAGACAAGCCGGGAGAUCGGGCGGGGCAAACUGGACAGGGAAGACCGGGGUGGUGCAACUGGCGUGGCCACAAUGGCGCGACUCUACCAGGGCUUCGACCCAACCGCAUACCUGCAGUACAAUUACACGCCUCCCCGGGCUGACUUCAGCCGCGCCGACAGCAUCAUGCGCUGGAAACUGGCCUGCCUGCACCGAACCUUCACUGAAGGCGACGUACAGGGAGAGACGCUGGUGGACAUUGGAUCUGGUCCCACUCUGUAUCAGGUUCUGAGUGGCUGCGAGGUUUUCAGCCGCGUGGUUCUGACGGACUUCCUGGAUGUGAACCGGCGGGAGCUGCAGCGCUGGCUGGCAGGCCAGGAGGGCGCCUUUGACUGGGCGCCGUACUUGCAGCACGUCUGCCAGCUGGAGGGACGAAGCCCCUCUGCUUGGCGUGAGAAAGCAGCCCGCCUGCGCUCGGUGGUGUCCGAUGUCCUGCCCAUCGACGUGCACCAAGCUUCCCCGCUGGCCGAGGGCAGCCUGCCCCCCUCAGGGGCCGACUGCUUGGUUUCCUCCUUCUGCCUGGAGAGCGUGAGCCCCAACUUGCCCUGCUUCACCCAGGCUCUGCGCCACAUCGGCUCCCUGCUGCGUCCCGGGGGCUGCUUGCUCCUCAUCGGGGCCCUGGGGGAGACCUAUUACAUGGGGGGGCCGGGCGUGCGCAUCCCCGUGGUGCCGCUGGAUGAGAUGCAGGUCUGCGCAAGCCUGAGGGCCAGCGGCUACCUGCUAACCCAGCUCUGCGUCUACACCCUUCCUGCAGACAUGAAGGUGGGCGUGGAUGAUGUCACCGGGAUAUUUUACGUGAAGGCGAAGAAAGCUGUAGGAUAGCUUACUGUAGGAGAGGAGUGACAGCCAAUAAGCUGGAAUAGCCAGUUAAUAGCAGUUAAAUAGCCAGUUAAUAGGAGACACCACCUGCUGGAAUAUUGUAUGGCUGCUACACACUUAAAUACUGUUAUCAUGCAGUUACACAUAAUUUCCUUAUAAAUGAAACAAUAAUUAAAGAAUUAGUUGCGUUUGCAACUGGAAGGCCACUAUAGGUGGUUAUAUGAUUUAUUAUUAUUAUUAUUGUUAUUAUUAUUAUUAUAUGUCACAUAUGUGUUCUGUGUAAUAUAUUACGUUUUCAUGUUUUCUCUUUACCUUAAUAUGACCUGUUUAGCCUAUAGUAUGUUUAGAUGGGUUUAAGCUUAAGUAUUGGUUUUUUUCUGUCCUUGAAUUUGCAUUGUAUUGCAGUGUUAAUGUAUGUCAGACAGUAUUAUAAUAUAUUAUAAUUGUCGUUACCCUGUCCAUAGUCCUUUUGUUCUAUAUCUCUCAAUUUAAAUAAAUCUGUUAGGAUACAGAA